Messenger RNA from Paracoccidioides brasiliensis Pb18, 516 nucleotides. RefSeq lists its product as uncharacterized. The coding region runs from base 1 to 516 and encodes 171 amino acids. The record is from RefSeq and is a predicted model, not a curated record. The transcript has 2 exons.
AUGUUUUGUUUAUUUCUCAUAACUCUCCUCUCCGUCUCAAUCCCCCUUGCAAACGCAGUGGAUGGGUGCAGCGGCCGCGGAGCCGUAUGCCGUCGUGGUCCUCCAAGCUUGCUCCCUGCCUCUCCUCCAAGAUACUUCCCACGAGCGAUGAUGGAGGAUGCCACCACCACGUCCGCUGGAACCACAGGCGCCUCGAGUGGAACGUCCUCAGCAACGUCCACGACGACCACGACAAGCACGGUGACCAUGACGGUCACUACGACUUCGAGUCCUUCUACGGAGUCAACGGCCACCACGACUUCUAGCCCUUCUUCUCAGCCAAGCAAUCCAACUGAAACUCAAUCGCGUGCAACAUCUACAUCUAUAUCUACAUCUACAUCUACAUCUACAUCUACAUCUGCAUCUGCAUCUACAUCUACAUCUACGUCUACAUCUACGUCUAUAUCCACGCCGAUCCCCACGCUCGAGCGCAGUCGUCGAAAUAAUCGGCCCUUGACCGAUUGUGCAUACGAGUAA